This is a messenger RNA of Rhodamnia argentea, 774 nucleotides long. RefSeq lists its product as uncharacterized. Bases 40 to 423 code for a protein of 127 amino acids. The record is from RefSeq and is a predicted model, not a curated record. The transcript has 3 exons. NCBI's taxonomy places the organism in Eukaryota, Viridiplantae, Streptophyta, Magnoliopsida, Myrtales, Myrtaceae.
CGAACUAGCAGUCCUCGGACUCGUGGUUUGGAGUCUGCGAUGGCCGGUCGGAGAAGCGGCGGAAGCGGUUUUAGGGAGGUUUUAGGGCUGAAGCAUCGGAGGGGGAAAAAAAAAAUGGCAGCUUCCGUCGCUGGAAGAUCCGCAUUUCUCUGCGCUGCCUCGAGAGCGACGACGAGGACUGCUAGCUCGACGCUCAGAGGAGCAGUUCCCGCAUCGCCUCGUCCUUCGGGAUGUCCCAAUUUCACACUUCCUCGGACUCGGAUUUCUCCUCCUCCUCCGUCGUUCAGGUUGAUGCGGCGAGAGCUGAGCUCUCUCCUUCCCGUCCACAGCGCCAUUGCUUCUGCUCGGCUUGUAUCGAAGCUCCCCAGCGAAGUCAACUUUUCCGCUGAAGGCAGGUUCGCUAACUAUCUGAGUCCCAUCUGAAGUUGGUGCCUGCGCAAAACAUAGAGAAUGGCCCUUACUUCUUCAGAGCUGCUGGAUAAUUCAUUCGGCGGUCAGAAUAGGCUUUCCAAAGAUUUUAUCUUUCCAUUCAACCAUACUUUCAUGUUAGAGUGAUUUUGGUUUUUGUGUAGCAUUCUGUAUGGUGACUUUUGUUCUAUUUCGGAAAGGGAAUGAUGGAGUGCAAUUUUAUUUUUCCCAAAUAAAUGCCAUAUGAGUUAUGUAAGUACACUGCGAGACUCAAUGUGCAGUACUAAUGAAAUGACGUGAUGUAGUUGGUUGUGUUCAAUGAAGCCUUCUAUCACCAUGGUGAUACAAUGCCACUUUUGCUUUGGA